AUGGUGCGUUCAAAAACGAAGGUUAAUAAAGCAAAAGAGACUUUAAUCACGGUUAAAAAUAGGCAAACUGGUCCGAAAGGAACCACACGAGAACAUGCAAUGAAAAAAUUACCUGAAGAUGAGAAUGAACGUAACAAAAGCAUUGAAGUUCUGGCGGACCUUGUGGCCACUAAACAUAUAAUAGAACCGACGAUGUUUUUGAAAUUAUGGAUAUGUUUGAUUGAAUGCCUAAAGAUGUCCACAGUAGCAGAUAUGCCCUGUACUAUUAGUAAUCUUAUGGCCGUUAUCAAUGACUUAAAUUUAAACCCGUUUGUCAAGUCGUUUUGGAAGGCUGUGGAAAGAGAAUGGAAUAACGUUGAUAGUCAUAGGGCAUUUCUUACAAGGAUUUCUCGUGAUAGUGAGAGUAAGUCGUCAAUGCAUUCCUUAACAAUAUUGGAAUCGUCGUUAAGUUCAAAGACCCCUGAUGGGGUUAAAUACCAUUUGUGUGAUGUUUACGUCGACGAAUUGGCUUUCGUAGGAACUUUGGUUAAAUGGAAAAUACCGAUGGCGCAACUGCUACGUCCUUUCCAAUCACUUCUUGUUAAAAGUCAAAAUAAGCACCUAAUAAAUAAAAUAUCGGAAGAUGUGCUUGAAAAAAUAUUAACCGUUAUUCCGAUUGGUGAAGGGGCGCGUCACAUCAGACUUGAACUAACAAAAAUCGUAAAUAAGAUGAUUCAAAUUAUUAAUGAUGACAAUAUGUCUGCAAGAUGUAGAAAUCAGGCGAAGAUAAUUGCACAAAAAUACCUUCAGACUAUUACUGAAAUUACUGAUAAAUUGUCCGACAAUGCUGCAGAAGAAAUAGAAGAAAUGGACGAAGCCUCCAGAUCAGACUCUGAAACACCAAAUUUGUUAAGAGAUAUAUCCAGAAUCAAUAGAUCCCAAAGACCUUCGAAGUCCAUUAGCUGGGGUGUUAAUGUUACACGAGAGUACGUUAAAGAUAGCACGGUCCCAGCGAAUACUUUGAUCACACCAUCUACCCCACCCCGAAGUAUUCUUAAGCGUAGGCAUGGUUACGAAGAGGGUGCUGAUUAUGAAAUUUAUAGAAUGUCCGAUUUAGCUUUAUUAAAGCCUGCGAAAAAGUUUCGUGAAGACAAGGAUAAAUGCUGA
Racocetra persica is the source of this 1146-nucleotide messenger RNA. The record is from the annotation of a GenBank genome assembly. NCBI's taxonomy places the organism in Eukaryota, Fungi, Glomeromycota, Glomeromycetes, Diversisporales, Gigasporaceae.